AUGGCCCCCAACUCUUUUGAUAUGGACCUCGACGUCCUGGAUCGUCACGAACAAGAAACAAUCUUACCCGCUUUUAACUCAGAUGUGGCUUGGGAAAUUGGCUCUAUUAUCCGCCGUCGAGCACAGAGUCACGCGGCACCCAUUGCCAUCAACAUUACCUCCAUUUCAGGUCACCUUUUUUUCCACGCGCUUUCCAAGCCCGGUACCAAUCUUGACAACCAGGAAUGGGUCGAACGUAAGCGUCGUACCGUCAUUCGAUUUGGCCGCUCAUCUUUCUACAUGGGCUGCAAGCUGCGCCGUCAAAACAAAUCGCUAGAACAGGCCUUUUUUAUCGAUGAAAAGGACUACGCCACUCAUGGCGGCGGGUUCCCCAUUCGCGUCCGUGGAACUGAGGGCAUUGUUGCUGUUAUUUCAGUCUCGGGUCUUCGUCAAGAUCUUGAUCACAACCUGAUUUACGAGUCACUCAAAGAGUUUCUUCAAAAUUACCAACGUCAGCAACAACAGCAGCAACCUCAACCUCAACCGCAGCAGCAGCAACAAAUCCCCCAGCAACAGCAACAGCAACAGCAGCCUCCAAUUCAACAAGUCUCCCAGCAAAUUCCUCCUCCUCAAAACAAACAGCAGAUUUCUCCGCAACAACAGCAACAACCCAUCCAUCAGGUUCAGUCCAUGCCCCAGACUUCUCAUCAAGGCUAUAACCACCACCAGAUUCCUCAGUAG
This is a messenger RNA of Magnusiomyces paraingens, 720 nucleotides long. RefSeq lists its product as uncharacterized. The record is from RefSeq and is a predicted model, not a curated record. Gene Ontology annotation, biological process: post-translational protein targeting to endoplasmic reticulum membrane. The transcript is spliced from 2 exons. Gene Ontology annotation, cellular component: TRC complex. Lineage: Eukaryota; Fungi; Ascomycota; Dipodascomycetes; Dipodascales; Dipodascaceae. The coding region runs from base 1 to 720 and encodes 239 amino acids.